ACCACUAGCGAGUGGUUGUGAAUUAAUAUUUGGAGGGGCUUGAGCUUUAAGCUUUUCCAGACGAUAAAAUUGCAGGCUUUUUUUCUUUGUGUUUUAAAGUCAGGCCUCAAUAUGAGCGGCGGCUGUCAUUGCACUCGUAAGCUGACAAUGGCCGUGAGUGGUUGUCUGAUAAUCGCUGUGAUGGCCCUCACCGUCGGGCUUUGUGUCGGACUGGGCGGUGGUACCGACGCCCUUGAGGACCAGCCCAGAUUUACGAUCGACCACGAGGCCAACUCCUUUAUGCUGGAUGGCAAGCCUUUCCGAUACGUAUCUGGAUCGUUCCACUAUUUCCGGGCUGUGCCCGAAUCCUGGCGGAGUCGACUGCGGACAAUGCGAGCAUCUGGUCUGAAUGUACUUGAUACCUAUGUAGAAUGGUCCCUUCAUAAUCCCCAUGAUGGCGAAUACAACUGGGAGGGCAUUGCGAAUGUGGUCAAGUUCCUAGAGAUUGCCCAGGAAGAAGAUUUCUAUAUCAUACUCCGACCUGGGCCCUAUAUUUGCGCUGAGAGAGACAAUGGAGGUCUUCCCCACUGGCUCUUCGCCAAAUACCCCACCAUUAAAAUGCGGACCAAUGACCCAAACUACAUCGCAGAGGUGGGAAAGUGGUACGCGGAGUUGAUGCCACGUCUCCAGCACCUUUUAGUGGGCAACGGCGGCAAGAUCAUUAUGGUGCAGGUGGAGAACGAGUACGGGGAUUAUGCCUGCGAUCACGACUACCUCAACUGGCUGAGAGACGAGACAGAGAAGUAUGUGAACGACAAGGCCCUGCUCUUCACUGUGGACAUCCCCAACGAGAAGAUGAGCUGCGGAAAAAUUGAGAACGUGUUUGCCACCACUGACUUUGGAAUUGAUCGCAUCCAUGAGAUUGACGAGAUCUGGAAAAUGUUGCGUGUCCUACAACCCACUGGUCCACUGGUUAACUCGGAGUUUUAUCCUGGCUGGCUGACCCAUUGGCAGGAGCAAAACCAAAGGCGUGAUGGUCAAGAGGUUGCCGAUGCGUUAAGGACGAUCCUUAGCUACAACGCCAGUGUCAAUCUAUACAUGUUCUUCGGCGGCACAAACUUCGGUUUUACCGCCGGAGCCAACUACAACCUGGACGGUGGCAUCGGCUAUGCGGCGGACAUAACCAGCUACGACUACGACGCGGUAAUGGACGAGGCCGGAGGGGUGACAACGAAAUACAGCCUUGUCCAAGCUGUAAUCGGGGAGUUUCUUCAGCUGCCCGAAAUCAAUUUGAGUCCCGCCAAGCGCCUGGCCUACGGAAAGGUGGAGGUUGCACCCAAGUUGGCGCUGCUCUCGGCAGAAGGACGUGCUGCACUCUCCAAAGGUGACGCCGUAGUGUCGGCCAAACCGAAAUCCUUCGAAGAAUUAGACUUGUACUCGGGGCUCGUCCUCUAUGAGACAACGCUGCCGACCAUGGAUCUGGACCCGGCUCUAUUAAAAAUAGAUCAGAUUAACGACCGCGCACACGUCUUCGUGGACCAGGAGCUAGUGGGUACACUCUCCCGGGAGGCUCAGAUCUACUCACUGCCCCUUAGCAAGGGAUGGGGAAGCACCCUCCAACUGCUCGUGGAGAACCAAGGACGGGUAAACUACUACAUCUCCAACGACACGAAGGGUAUCUUUGGCGAGGUGAGUCUGCAGCUACACAAUGGUGGGUACCUGCCCCUAGAGAACUGGCGGAGUACCGCCUUUCCGCUGGAGCAAUCCUCAAUCAAACUCUGGCUUCGCUGGCACAGCGGGGAAAAGAUUUUAGACUCGUUCCUGGCCAGUCAACGUAUUCUUCGCAACGGACCCAUUCUCUAUACUGGCAGCCUGACGGUGGCGGAGGUAGGCGACACCUAUCUCAACAUGGCGGGUUGGGGCAAAGGAGUGGCCUAUGUGAACGGCUUCAAUUUGGGGCGCUACUGGCCCGUGGCUGGUCCGCAGGUUACUCUGUAUGUGCCCAACGAAAUCCUCCGGCUGGGCGAAAACUCUCUUGUCAUCCUUGAGUACCAGCGAGCAAAUAAGACUGCAAGAGGCGAUGACCUUCCCGCCGUGCAGUUCGACGCAAUAGCUCAGCUGGAUGGAGAGUCUGGAGAUGUUCCACUUAAAUGAAGGACUAUCUAACAAUUAUUUUUCGAUAAUUCUUUAUUUUAAGCAGUUUUGAUUGAUCUUUGUAUCGACAACCUUUGUUAAGCCUUAUAAUACAUUUUCUAACUUUCUAUGUUUAUCUAUGCCUAAAUACAUUUUUGUUAUACUUG
Drosophila rhopaloa is the source of this 2279-nucleotide messenger RNA. Its product is annotated as beta-galactosidase. The record is from RefSeq and is a predicted model, not a curated record. The transcript has 6 exons. Gene Ontology annotation, molecular function: beta-galactosidase activity. Bases 112 to 2133 code for a protein of 673 amino acids. Gene Ontology annotation, cellular component: vacuole. Gene Ontology annotation, biological process: carbohydrate metabolic process. NCBI's taxonomy places the organism in Eukaryota, Metazoa, Arthropoda, Insecta, Diptera, Drosophilidae.